GCUAUGGUAUGAGAGGGUUAUCUCUGAAAUUCUGAUUAGAAGUGUGUUAUGUGACGUGACAGACGGAGGAGAUGUAUGAAUUAUUUUUGUAGUAACGUAUCAUUUGUUUUUUCUAAAAGAAGAAAGAUAAUAUUGUAUCUGCAAGGACAAGGGAAUAAUGUACUGUACGAAGCAGCUGUUGAUUGUUAUGAUUGUUCAAUGCAAAUUUAGGUUAUGUUAAAAGGUCCAUCUGGGUGCUUAUGUUGUUAUGAUACUUAUCGCACGUAAUGGUUCCAAGAAAGGACAGAAAGGUUUUGUAUGGUCCGUGGAUGUACGGUUGUGUGACUAAAGUUAUAGUUAGCAAACGAUGGCUGUCGUCGUGGAAACUACCAUUGGGGACUUCACAGUUGACCUAUUUACAACAGAACGGCCAAAUACAUGCUUGAACUUCUUGAAGCUCUGCCGAAUAAAAUACUACAACUUCUGUUUAUUUCAUUCAAUACAACACAACUUUAUAGCACAGACGGGGGAUCCGACUGGUUCUGGAAAAGGUGGAGAAUCUGUUUACAGCAAAAUUCACGGAGAAAAUGCCAAAUAUUAUGAAGGGGAAUUAAUGCCCAAAUUGAAACAUGAUAAGGCAGGUCUGUUGUCAAUGGUCAGCUGUGGAAAUAACAUGUUUGGAUCACAGUUCUUCAUAACACUUGCAAAGGAUCUUCAGUCCCUGGAUGGUGAGCACUGUGUCUUUGGAGAGAUAGCAGAAGGUCAUGAAAUUCUUCUAAAGUUGAAUGAAGCAAUUUGCGAUACAGAACAUAGGCCUUACCAAGAUAUAAGCUCCCUCACUCAAAAACUUAAAUGUGAAACUGAAAGUAGCAGAGUGAACAGAACUACACAAAUGAUCACUCACACUGUUAUUUUAGAAGAUCCAUAUGAUGAUCCUCCGGGACUAAUUGUGCCCGAUUCUUCUCCUCUGCCAACUAAGGAAAAUCUACAGAAUAGCCGCAUUGCACCAGAUGAGGAACUUGAUGAGACAAAGGGUCGUUCUGCCAUAGAGAUCGAGGAAAUCAGAAAGGAAAGGGAAGCAAAGGCUCAGGCAACUAUACUGGAAAUCAUAGGCGACAUACCUGAUGUUGACGUUGCCCCUCCUGAAAACGUACUUUUUGUGUGCAAGCUAAAUCCUGUGACCACAGAUGAUGACCUUGAAAUCAUUUUCAGCCGAUUUGGAAAAAUUAAAAGCUGUGAGGUAAUACGUGAUAAAGUGACUGGAGACUCUCUGCAGUAUGCAUUUGUAGAAUUUGAAGACCGGAAAUCAUGCGAGGAUGCUUAUUUUAAAAUGGACAAUGUUUUGAUUGACGAUCGAAGGAUACAUGUUGACUUCAGCCAGAGUGUGGCAAAGCUAAGGUGGAAGGGUAAAGGCCGUGGAGUGGAGCAUUUGGAUGAUGAGGGUAAUCCAAGGAAAGAUGGUGAUAUUCAUUACAACAACUAUAGACCUGACAAUGACAGGAACUCCUCGAGACGGGAAGAUAUUCGAGACCACGGAAGACGGGAGGACAUGCGUGGUGUUUCCGAUACCCGGAGUUCCGAAAGAGACAGAGAACGAGAACGCCGCUACUACAGUGACAGAGAGCGCAGGCAUGGCGGAAGUAGUGGCAGCCGUGACAGGGACAGAGAGAGGGAGCGAGGUAGAGAUAGGGAUCGAGAUCGGGACAGGGAGAGGGACAAAGGAAGAGAGAGAGACAGAGAAAGAGACAGGGACAGGGACAGGGACAGAGACAGGGACAGGGAUAGGGAUAAGGACAGGGACAGGGAGCGGGACAAGGACAGGGACCGCCAACGUGAUAGAGAAAGUGAUAAAGAUAGGGACAGGGACAAAGGUGGCAACAGAGACAGAAACAGUGAUAAGGAUAAGGAUCGUGAUAGGGAGGAAGAUAAGGACAGGGAGAAGGAGAAAGAUAAAAACAGGGAGAAGGACAGAGAAAGGGAAAGAGAGAAGGACAAGGAAAAGGACAGGGAAAAAGAAAAAAUGAAAGAGAAGGAAAAGUUGAGAGAAAAGGAGAGGAACAAGGAGAGAGAUAAACAUCAAGUGAACAAGGAAUACAUUGAUGAUGUUGGAGAUCAUGCUAAGGAGAGAGAUUCUCAAACGGAGAGUGGAAGGAUUGGUGGGAACACAUCCAGUAAGGAAGGAUGGGAGAGAGCUGAUGAGGAGCGACUGCCCAGGGAACCGAAGAGAAGUGAUGGCAGGGAGAAAUCUCAAAACAGAGAAGGUGUGAAUGGUGCACAGCUCUCUAGGAGAGACAGCAGUGGUUCCAGUGAGGAAGGCACCAGGAGAAGAGGGGCAGAAGCUGUGGAGAAAAACAGAAGUACAACUCCUAAGGCAGUAGCUGUCCAUGGUUCGGACAAUGGCACUGAAAGAGUCAAAGCACACCAUAGCAGAGACGACUUGUCAGAUGGAGGAGACAGUGACACACAGAAGGCCAGAGGGAGUGAUUCUGCCAGAAGAAAAGAAAGGCCAGGGACUCCUUCUGGCAAAAUGAGCAGGAAAGUGGGAGAAAAUAGUCAUCUGUCUGGUACCAACAGCAGAAGCAAAGGGCCAGGAGAUGCGACAACGUCUGGCGAUCAUAAUGUGAAGUCGGACGGUCAGCUCCAGAAGAGACCGAGAAAUGCUGCUGCCACAGAACACAAAGAUGGUGGUGCCUUGCAGAACAAAGGUAAAGAGAACUCUCUUUCUGAGCCUCAGAAGAAGAAAAGAAAGAAGAGUGAAGAUAGUUCUACAGACAGUAAUUCAGAAUCUUCGAGUGAGAGUGACAGCUCAUCUGAUUCAUCAGAAGAUAGCAGCUCAAGUUCAGAGGUGCAAAAAGGAAACGUGCAUCACAAAAAGAAAAUCAGACAAAAGAAGCAUGCAGUAAUUGCAAAGAAAGUCAAGAAAAGGAGAAGAAAAAAGAAGAAAAUUAAAGGAAAGAAAGGAAAGAUCCUGGAUAAAACUAAGAAGAAGCCUCGCAGAGGUGACGAUGACUCAGACAGUGAUCAAUCCUCAUCAGAAGACGAUAAAGUUCUGCGUGCAGACUGCAAAGCAAAGAAGCGCAGGAGGAGAGACGUCAGCAGUUCGAGCGGUACUAGUAGUAGCAGUAGCAGCAGCAGUAGCAGUGACAGCAGUGUGUACAGCAGUAGUUCCUCCUCGAGCAGUGGCAGCAGUAGUGGGAAAAUCAUACGAAGUCGUCGCAGUUCUAGUUCUGAUAGUGACUCAGAUCUUUCUAACGCUUCUUGCGGAAAGGAUCCCGAUGCCAUUGCUCGGAAGAUCAGACAGUUACAAAAGAAACUACAAAAGAGUGAAAAUCACUCUGCAAAGACAAAACAUCACAAGGUAGUGACUAAGAAUGCAAAUGACUCAGACUCGUCAGUUGAGAGUGAUACUGCAGCCUCAAAGGAGAUACGUCAAACAAAAAAGAAAACUAAUGGGAUUGAGAACCACAUUCGAAAUAAAAAAAAAGAUCACCACAAUCACAGAGGCUCGACAGCCAGUGACAGUGCGAGAGAGUCUGCCACUUCCCGCUCAGCUGAUGCUUCAUCUGCUACUCCUCGGCCGAAGAAGUCAGCUAGAGCUGGCUCUCGCUCUGAUGUGUAG
This is a messenger RNA of Schistocerca cancellata (South American locust), 3598 nucleotides long. RefSeq names its product zinc finger CCCH domain-containing protein 13. The record is from RefSeq and is a predicted model, not a curated record. Gene Ontology annotation, biological process: protein peptidyl-prolyl isomerization. The transcript has 12 exons. NCBI's taxonomy places the organism in Eukaryota, Metazoa, Arthropoda, Insecta, Orthoptera, Acrididae. Bases 347 to 3598 code for a protein of 1083 amino acids. Gene Ontology annotation, molecular function: peptidyl-prolyl cis-trans isomerase activity; RNA binding. Gene Ontology annotation, cellular component: nucleus.